Messenger RNA from Diplodia corticola, 417 nucleotides. RefSeq names its product ubiquitin-conjugating enzyme e2. The coding region runs from base 1 to 417 and encodes 138 amino acids. Gene Ontology annotation, cellular component: nucleus. The record is from RefSeq and is a predicted model, not a curated record. The transcript has 4 exons. NCBI's taxonomy places the organism in Eukaryota, Fungi, Ascomycota, Dothideomycetes, Botryosphaeriales, Botryosphaeriaceae. Gene Ontology annotation, biological process: DNA damage tolerance; protein K63-linked ubiquitination.
AUGGCCAAAGUGCCGCGCAACUUCCGCCUGCUGGAAGAGCUGGAGAAGGGCGAGAAGGGUCUUGGUGCCGAGGCUUGCUCCUACGGUCUGGAGAACGGCGACGACCUGCUCAUGUCCAACUGGAACGGCACCAUUCUCGGUCCUCCCCACAGCGUGCACGAGAAUCGCAUAUAUAGCGUCAAGAUCCACUGCGGCGAGCAGUACCCCGACGUCCCGCCCGAGGUGACCUUCGUGUCCAAGAUCAACGUGCCCUGCGUGAACCAGAGUAACGGCAAGGUCGAUCCGUCCAAGCUCCCUUGCUUGAUGCAGUGGAAGCGGGACUUUACCAUGGAGACCAUUCUUAUCGAGCUGAGGAGGUACAUGGCUCUACCGCAGCACAAGAAGCUGCCCCAGCCCCCGGAGGGCACUAGCUACUAG